This is a messenger RNA of Mastomys coucha (southern multimammate mouse), 2632 nucleotides long. It is a transcript of the gene Fktn, whose product is annotated as fukutin. The transcript is spliced from 10 exons. Gene Ontology annotation, cellular component: Golgi membrane. The coding region runs from base 723 to 2108 and encodes 461 amino acids. NCBI's taxonomy places the organism in Eukaryota, Metazoa, Chordata, Mammalia, Rodentia, Muridae. The record is from RefSeq and is a predicted model, not a curated record.
UGAGGGCAUACGGGCUGGGUAGAGCGUGGGCGUGGGCGGGCUCCCUCAGGCACGUGUCGUUGGUCUCCUGGUACCCUGACCAGCGCUCGGCCACCUUUGGGGUACCCGCCCCACGGCGGCGGGGAGGAGUCUGACCUCGGCCGCAGGUACCGUCUGCGAGUCAUGCCCAUGCUGUCCGCGGAUCAGCCCGACCCGGUUUCGAUGUUGGAGAUUCAUGGAGACGCUUGUAGAGGCCGGGUUGGGACCGUGAGUUUUGAGCUGGGUGGCGAGAGCCGACGAUGCGGGGAGAAAGAUCAGGUGUGAGAACCAAGGCAUGCCAGGGUGCCUCCACAGGGGAGGAACCGAUGCAGCCCGCUGCUCUGAGUGCUUCUUACGCCGAGGCUGGAAGCCUGAACUCAGAGGGAAAGGAAGAGAGAAUGGCACGGAUGCCACCCAGGGAGGGUUCCACCUGAGAAGGACUGAUGCUACGCGAAAGACAAGUUCUGUGUACAACAGCCAGCUGCAACCGCUUGGUUUACCAGUCUCUUUUUUCUCUGACACCUCAGUGGUCAUCCUUAGUUCGUUUGAAGGAGUGCUCACUAUGCUUAAUAAUAUGAUGACGAUAGUAAUAAUAAUAAUGAUAAGAAGUAUCUCUGGUCACAGGAAACAAGAUUCUGUUUCAUGAAGAAGAUGAAAACAACUGGGCUAUUGUUAAAAACCACCCAAGAGAACACCAUAGACCAAUGAGUAGAAUCAAUAAGAACGUGAUCCUGGCCCUUUUAACACUCACGAGUUCUGCAUUUCUGCUGUUUCAGCUGUACUACUACAAGCACUAUUUGUCAGCAAGGAAUGGAACGGGUUCAUCAAAAUCCAAAGGAAAUCGAGUUGGAUUUGAUAGCACACAGUGGCGUGCAGUUAAGAAAUUUAUUAUGCUGACAUCCAGCCAAAAUGUGCCAGUGUUCCUUAUUGACCCUUGGAUUCUGGAAUCAAUUAAUAAAAACUUUGAACAAGUGAAAAAUACUUCUCAAGGCCCGGCUUCAGAAUGCAGAUUUUUCUGUGUUCCAAGAGAGUUUACUGCAUUUGCACUGCAGUAUCACCUGUGGAAGAAUGAGGAUGGCUGGUUUCAGAUAGCUGAGAAUAUGGGGUUUCAAUGCCUAAAGAUCGAAAGCAAAGAUCCUCGGCUAGAUGGAAUAGACUCACUUUCUGGAACGGAAAUCCCUCUGCACUAUGUCUGCAAGCUGGCCACUCAUGCCAUCCACCUGGUAGUCUUUCAUGAGAGGAAUGGCAACUACCUCUGGCAUGGUCACCUACGACUCAAAGGACACAUGGAUAGGAAGUUUGUUCCUUUUCGAAAGUUACAGUUUGGUCGUUAUCCUGGAGCCUUUGACAGGCCAGAGUUACAGCAAGUUACUGUUGAUGGACUAGAUAUGCUUAUUCCAAAAGACCCAGGGCACUUUCUGGAAGAAGUACCGCACUCCAGGUUUAUUGAGUGCAGGUAUAAAGAAGCUCGGGCGUUCCUUCAGCAGUACAUUGAUGAUAAUACUGUGGACGCUAUGGCCUUUCGAAAGAGGGCAAAGGAGUUACUGCAACUGGCAGCCAAGACGCUGAAGGAGCUGGGCGUGCCCUUCUGGCUGAGCAGUGGGACUUGUCUAGGAUGGUAUCGGCAGUGCAGUAUUAUUCCUUAUAGCAAAGAUGUCGACCUAGGAAUUUUUAUACAACAUUACAAACCUGAUAUUAUUUUGGCAUUUCAGGAUGCAGGACUUCCACUCAAACACAAAUUUGGGAAGGUGGAAGACAGCUUGGAGCUAUCCUUCCAGGGAAAAGAUGAUGUGAAACUUGAUAUUUUUUUCUUCUAUGAAGAGACUGACCAUAUGUGGAAUGGAGGCACGCAGGCCAGAACAGGAAAAAAGUUUAAGUAUCUGUUUCCCAAGUUCACACUGUGCUGGACUGAGUUUGUAGACAUAAAAGUGCAUGUUCCGUGUGAAACAGUUGACUACAUUGAAGCCAACUAUGGUAAGACCUGGAAGAUCCCUGUCAAGACAUGGGACUGGAAGAGCUCACCCCCGAAUGUGCAGCCCAAUGGGAUCUGGCCUAUUUCAGAGUGGGAUGAGGUUAUCCAGCUAUACUGAAACACUAAGCUCAGUGGGACAUUUCCCAGGAAGAAGGCGGGGAACUGUUUAAGCCACUACUGGUUUUUACCUGAUGUGAGAAACCUGAUGUGUGCCAAAGAAGAGAAACGACAAGUUGGAAGACAGAAAAGGUUUUCUGACUCAUGGGCCAUCUAAUUAGUUCUGCCCUUCAGCAUUUACUGGGGAGUUUAUACACCAGGUGAGAUACUAGGAGCUGGUGAAUGAGCAAAUGCUGGCCUCUCUCUUGUCCUGUUGGUAAGCACUGCAAUUUUCUCUUGAAGGAAAUUUACUCAUCCUCUGAAGAGCUGGUGUAUAAUAUGAUGGAUUCAUAUUGAUAAAUGAUAAGCAAUGUUUAUACUGGAAAGUGAGCUCAUCAGCUGAAGCUUACAAGGGAUACGUUAGUUAAGAAUAAUUCACUCCUGCCUAUCCUCAGGAUUUCAGCUGCUGCGUCAGUGCUGCUUUUGAGGUUGUGGAAUAUGAGUUAACAUUCCAGAGAGUGAUUAGACUUUGUCUUGCAGAGAAAA